This is a messenger RNA of Bombyx mandarina (wild silkworm), 456 nucleotides long. RefSeq lists its product as uncharacterized. The record is from RefSeq and is a predicted model, not a curated record. NCBI's taxonomy places the organism in Eukaryota, Metazoa, Arthropoda, Insecta, Lepidoptera, Bombycidae.
GGCAAAAUGCCGAGACGUUGUGCAUUUGGCUGUGAGUCCAUUAAUAUUACAAUGCACAGGCUACCUAAUCGUAUCAGAAAUCCUGAUCUGUUUAAAACUUGGGUUAAGCUAGUUGGUGGAAAAUUAGAAUCAAUAUCAGACUAUGAACAUUAUCAAAAGAAGAGAAUAUGUGAUAUACAUUUCAUAGACAGUGAUAGGAACCAACAUAAUCGAUUGAAUGCAAAAGCAUUUCCUUCUCUUCAUAUACCAAGGCAAUUAGUAAGUAAAUUAACAUUAGAGAACUCUUCAAGCUCCACAAAACACUCUGAGCAAGAAACCACAACACAACUAAUCAAUGAGGGUAAGGAAAACAUACAGAUUCAUUUUGUUCUUCACAACAAAUUAAUCAGUAUUUCACAAUUGAAAAAUACAGUCAUAAAAACAACUUCCUGUCAUAUUUACCUUUUGCAUUGUUAG